Molecule: messenger RNA, 1005 nt
Organism: Laccaria bicolor S238N-H82
Lineage: Eukaryota; Fungi; Basidiomycota; Agaricomycetes; Agaricales; Hydnangiaceae
Exons: 3
Coding region: 1-1005 (334 amino acids)
Source: RefSeq, a predicted model, not a curated record
AUGCCCUUGGAUGGCCAUUCCUACUUAAUCGCCCAGGGAUGGGGUGGUAAAGGUACUGGACUCCGCCAAGGCGCUAUCAGUCGACCCCUUGCCAUCCCCCAGAAAAAAAAUCUCGCGGGACUAGGCAAGAAUCGCGACGAGGCGUUCCCGUUCUGGGAUCAUCUUUUCUCAGCAGCCGCGAAGUCCAUACAAGUCAAGUUGUUGAGCGAUGAUGAUGAAGAUGGGAACGACAGCGACCCAUCUAACUCUGUAUCCACACUCAAACGCACAACGACGGGAAUUCUGUCUACUCGUCGCCCAGUUGAUGGAACACCCGCCACCUCAGGCACCACCACUCCAGACGCCGUCGACCAGACACGUCAAUUCAGUCUACUAGUCACUGCGAAACGCGAAGCUGCAAAGCGCGGAUUGUACGCUAGGUUCUUUCGCGGCCCUGUGCUUGGUCCAGAUAGCGAUGAAACGAAGAACACCGUUCGCACCGAGGAUGUCAAGUUGGAAACCACUGUGAAUGAGAAAGUGAAAAAGCGGAAGGAAAAGACAGACGACGACGAUGGAGAAAGGGAACGUAAGAAACGGAAAAAGGAGAAGGAGAAAAAGAAGAAGAAAGGCAAUGAAGAGGAGUUGGCUGAGUUACCAAAGAAAUCAAGAUCAAAACGGAAGGAGAUAGACAAAGAGGAUGCGGAUGAUUCAAAGUCUGCAGGGAAAGCAGAGAGGCGACGGCUUAGGCGCGAGUUGAAGGAAGCGAAGAAGAGACUUCAAUCAGGGAUUGAGGCUGGACAGCUUUGUUCAGAUAGCGAAGACCGAGCACGACGAAAAGAGAAAAAGAGCUUGAAAAAGGAAUCCAAAUCAUUGGAAAGAACGGGGACCGCUGCCCAGACACAGAUUGUCGAGGGGGGCAAGAUGGACUCCUCACGGACAACGAAUUCUGCUUGUGACGAAAUUUUAGACAAACAACGCAGCAAGAAGAAACGGAAACAUUGUGAUACCCUAGCCCUGGUUGCAUAG